Molecule: messenger RNA, 2340 nt
Organism: Rhinocladiella mackenziei CBS 650.93
Lineage: Eukaryota; Fungi; Ascomycota; Eurotiomycetes; Chaetothyriales; Herpotrichiellaceae
Exons: 1
Coding region: 1-2340 (779 amino acids)
Biological process (GO): rRNA processing
Cellular component (GO): nucleus
Source: RefSeq, a predicted model, not a curated record
AUGCAACAAGAAGGCUCUCUUCGUGCCAUCGCAAAUCGCCUGAAUGUGACCCCGGUUGAGGAGCUGCCUCGAAUUUCUGGCUUUCUCGCCACAUCAUUAGCCAACUGCUCUCUCGAAUCGCUUUUCGCAGAUUCCAAGACCAAUGGCUCCUCCGUAACUGUUCACAAAAUCAAGACUCGAAUUAGCUCAUUGCUUCAGGAUCGAUCUGCCGCUGGGCGAUUGACGGCGGUGGUCCUCAUCAAGGCAAUCGUUGAGAAUGCCGGUCAAAGUGGUCUCGGUGCAUCAGAGAGCUGGGUCCGAGGUCUGCUCAGCUGCCUGAAUAAACCGGAUCCAGUCGAGGUCAAGAAGCUCUAUCUCGUCGCCAUUACACGCAUUUUCCUCCUUACGCAAAACCAUCCGAAGUUAUUGAGAGAAAUAACGACACCACUCCUCCCUCCCUUCAUCGCCGCGACUCUGAGCCUGAUCAAGCCAAUUCAGGCCCAGAUUGGAAAGGAAACUAAGCAGACACCGAGUCUAUUGCUGGAACCAGUACUGGAAUGUUACGUCCAAUUGCUACCUCAGCAUGCUUCUGUUUUCCGUCCAUUCCUCAACCGCAUCAAGCCGAUUUGCCAGAGUCUGCUAGGAAGCAGCGCGACCUCCUCUUCGACCCGGGAUGUAGCCACCGACGUGCUUUGCUUGUCUCUGUUAUGUGCCCCGAAACACACACUAUCUCAGGAGUGGACUCAAACGGCCCUGACCAUCAUCGACCACGCUCACGAAACUGCAAGUAAAGUAUUCAGAGCAAUUAUCGAAGAACACGAUUCGAAUGACUCUGCUCAUCAGAGGCCGGUUGAAAAACAGGAUUUCUCUCAAGGACCAAAACAGGCCGAAAAUGAUGCUCUUGGCCUGGGUCCCUGGAGCGGCAUAUCCGAUGGCCACCAGCGACUUGAAUGCUUGAUAACCUGGCUCGAGCGUUUAAUCUCAACCGCAACCUCACAGUCUGUGUCGAUUCCGACAGGUGCAAUUCUAGACCUCACCUCACGUAUUAUGGCGAUAGCUGCCUCCAACGACAGGGCGACUGUCACCAGUAUCCUGAAAUUCAACAAAGAGGCAAGUAGAGAGGAGAAAGACGAGCUCUGGAUGAACCUGCCUCAACACCACCUGGCUUGUCUUCGUCUGCUUCACAUCAUGUGUACGACUUACACGCAAUCCCUCUUUCCGGUGUACCAGACUAUCGCCAGUCACGUUUUAACCUUAUUUUCAUCCAUGUCCUGGCAUGAAAGCAUUCGGCGAAUCGUUUACGAUAUUUUUGGCCAUCUCCUGGAGAACUCCAACAUCCAGGAUUUAGCAUUGAAUAGAUUUGCCUUCUCAAGGCUGAUUACUCAGUGCUGUGAUGACCUCCGAAUAGGAAUUCCCAGCAUCGAAGUUGGGAGUAUUGAUGCGGUGAAAGAUAGGAAUUCCAAAGUCAAGUCUUCACUGCUCGCGGGGGAGAAUUUCCAAGGGAAAGUCGUCGAACGGUGCGAUCUUUCCGGCUACCAGCCCAAUGCAUUCCGAGCAGCUUGGAGGUUGCUGGCGCAGGUCCUGAUGUAUUGUCCAACCUCCCUGAUCACCCGGCAAUUAAGGGUCGAAAUGGAUAGGCUAUCGGUCCUUCUUGAUCAUCAAGACGCUAUGUUGACGAGUGUCAUGCAUCCAGUGCUCCUGGAAAAUGGCAAGGCAAGCAUGGCAAGUUUGUUACCUUUCCUGGCAAGGUCUGGGGCAAAUAGCUUAACCGUCGAGGCUUUACUGAGGCCGCGAAUGCCCGUCACUCAGACAGACGGGCUUUCUCUAGCAGAGCCCAAGGACCCUCACUCCACCGUCGAAUAUGAUAAGGGAGAAGGUGGACAUGCUCAGCCUAGUCAUAUUUUGUCCCAGCCCGAAAACUCUCUGAAGGAGUUAGGAGGCAGUCCUAAUGGAUCACAUGCACCUCCUGUCAGUACGAACGGACAAUGUAAUCGCCUAGAAUCGCGGAGUACAGCAGCUAGGAAGCGUCCUUUCGAUGAUUGUGGUGGCAAUCUCUCGGAAGGGGGUGGCUCUGUUUCUGAAGAGACCGAUUCGACACAACUGAAAAAGCUGCGCGUGGAAGAAUCUUCAACCAGCGACCUUGCUCCGCCAAUGGGAGCAAAUACAAAAAGCGAUGCUGUGACGGUAAACACAAUUUCGGCUAGUGCAUUUUCAUCUGCCAAGGCUGACGACUUGGAAACAACAUCCAAACCUCUUGCACCAAAAGGGAUUCAGGAGGGUAGUGACAGCAGCGAUUUUGAAAUCCCCAAGAUAGAUACAGGGUUUGAUACGGACGAGGAGGAAGAGGAUGAAUUGGAGUAG